UAGCAAAUUCAAAGCAAGAUAUCUGCUCAUUAGAAACUUCUUGGUUCGACUUGCAAGAAAAGACUAUUGUGUUUUGGCUUAAUUUUCUUUAGAUCCCCCCMAAAAAACAAAUGCUUUUCUUUAGUUAUAGGCGACAGCACAAGUGAGUUUGUUUGUGGUAGCUUUGCGGUGUUUGUAUCGUCAAAGCAGAACCAAGUUUUGAGUUGCAUUUACAUAAGGUUAGAUUCUAGUUUUGAGCAGCCAGUUCUCUGUUCAAAGGAGCCUUUGCCUUGAGCACAAUUCACCAUGUCCAAACCAAUCGGUGUAAGUGUUCCAGAUUCAGAGACGUUAAGCUCCGAGUCCAAGUCUAAGCGGUUCACGAAAUCAUAAUGCUAUUUGGUUAGAAGUCCAUUAAAUCCAAGUUUGUAGUUAUUGAAAGUGACCCCAAGUGUCUACAAAGUCCUCAUCAAGCUUCCUGAUGGAAGAAGCUACUUUAUAUUCAGAAGAUACAAUGAAUUCCAUCAUCUUUGUGAUAAGCUUAAGAAAGUAUUCCCAGAUCUGCAUAUUAAGCUGCCUGGUAAAAGACUGUUAGGAAACAAUUUUGAUCCAGAGUUUAUAAAGAUGAGAAGAGAAGGUCUGAAUGACUCUAUUGGCAAGAUUCUAUCGCAUCCAGGAGCAAUGGAUCAUCCUGAUGUGAGGGAGUUCCUUUCAUUGGACAAUCCAAAAAAUUCUGCUCAAGCUAAYGAUGAAGAUCCUGGAACCGAUGAUACUGGUGACGCAGCUGGUUCUGGCAAAGAUAUAGAUAAGAUGGAUCUAGGAGAAUCCCACAAUCCUAAAGCUAAACCCAGUGACUUCUUGUUUCUUAAAGUAAUUGGAAAAGGAAGUUUUGGAAAGGUUUUCUUAGCCAAGAAUAAACAGGAAGAAAAGUUCUAUGCUAUUAAAGUUCUCAACAAGUCUGCAAUACGGAAAAGAAAUGAGGCAAAACACAUCAUGGCAGAGCGUAACGUUCUUGUCCAAAAUGUAACCCAUCCUUUUCUUGUGGGUCUGCACUAUUCAUUCCAAACCAAAGACAAGCUAUAUUUUGUAUUAGACUAUGUCAAUGGUGGCGAAUUAUUCUUUCAUUUGCAAAGAGAAAGAUAUUUCCCAGAAUCCAGAGCAAGAUUUUAUGCUGCAGAAAUUGCCUCGGCAAUUGGUCAUAUGCAUUCUCUGAAAAUCAUUUAUCGAGACUUGAAACCAGAAAACAUCUUGUUAGACUCAAAGGGUCAUAUUGUCCUGACUGAUUUUGGUCUAUGUAAAGAAGGUAUUGACAGAAAGGGUACAACAUCAACAUUUUGUGGCACACCAGAGUAUUUAGCACCAGAAGUGCUUCGCAAACAGGAGUAUGACAAAUCAGUAGAUUGGUGGUGUUUGGGUGCUGUGCUCUAUGAAAUGAUGUAUGGGCUGCCACCAUUCUACAGUCGAGAUACUGCUGAGAUGUAUGAUAAUAUUCUACACAAGCCUCUUCGUCUGAGAACCAACAUCUCACAGAGUGCACGCACUAUUCUAGAAGGGCUGCUACAAAAAGACAAAACUAAGAGAUUAGGUUCUGGGGAAGCUGACUUUGAUGAGAUCAAGACACAACAAUUUUUCAGGAAUAUAAACUGGGAGAUGUUGGUGGCAAAAACUAUAGAACCACCAUACAACCCUAAUGUGAGUGGGCAGCUGGACUUAAAACAUUUCGACCCAGAAUUUGUUCGCGAGCCAGUACCUGGUUCGGUGGGUAAAUCAGCUGAUUCUAAUUUCGUGAGUGCAAGUGUGGACGAUCCCGACGAUGCAUUCGUUGGCUUCACCUAUGUCCCACCCUCAGAAGAAACCUUACAUGAUUAACAAAACGUAUCAUAUUUUUUUCACGAUGAUUAUUGGUUGGUCUUGACACGACGCGUCUCGAUCACGAGCUGAUUUAUUGGUUACUCAAGACUCGCGCGUAAGCGAGUUCCUCGUGCUCACCACGCGAGGGACCUUCCAUCACCGUAUGUUGGUCAACAAGGUCGUAGCAUUAAAUGACUUCAAAUGAAUUUCCAAGUAAUUUCUUUCUUUUUUCCCCUUCGAUUAGGAUUUACAGCCAAAGUAAAAUACCUUGAACACCUAAAAUAUGUCUGGAAUGUUGAACAUCGUGUUCUGACCAAUCACAUGCAAGAAUAAAAUAGAAACGAAUUCAUUCUCGCAUCUGAUUGGUCAGAACACGUUACUUACCAUUCCAGUCAUUCUUUAGUUGUUCACGGUCUUCUUAGUUUGACUGUAAAAACCGUAACUUUUUUAGAAGGUUUGCCAGAGCGAAAUACAGCGAGUAAAGACGAACCAUGAUCAGAAAAUUAGUUUGAAAAAUGUUUUUUUAACCAUUCGAUGAAUUACUUUGAGCCUUCGUCAAAUCAUCCAUGAUUUAGUGUAUUCAUCUUGGCGAUGUCCUUUGAUUUUUUCUCUUUGACAACCUUUGAAGAACAGACAAACGAAAAGGAAGAAUAAAACAUUUUUGAUUCUCAAACUUUUCUGUAGUUUGUGUAGCUCUACCCUCUCAGUACAGUCCUUAAUCAAGGUGUAUUUCUUACGAAAAAGUCCACCAUUUUCUGCUACAACCUCUCGAAUACCUGUGUGCUAUUGUAAUGUGAAAUAUCUUUUGAAAAAUGAUUAUCAAUGCAGAAAUAAAAUACCGGUUUCAGUAUA
This is a messenger RNA of Actinia tenebrosa (Australian red waratah sea anemone), 2679 nucleotides long. RefSeq names its product serine/threonine-protein kinase Sgk1. The record is from RefSeq and is a predicted model, not a curated record. Gene Ontology annotation, molecular function: phosphatidylinositol binding; protein serine/threonine kinase activity; ATP binding. Lineage: Eukaryota; Metazoa; Cnidaria; Anthozoa; Actiniaria; Actiniidae. Gene Ontology annotation, biological process: protein phosphorylation.